CCUCCGAAUCAGAGAAAGUAGCCUGAUAGCGGAUCAAAAGUGGAGCAUUGUUUGCCCUUCAAGCUGGACUUGACAUCCUGUCUCCUCACCUGAGCUUUGGAUUCCUGGGUGUCAGUUGUAUCUCUGCCUGUUUCUACAGACAACCAUUGAUGGAUGUAUUGAGUCUUUUGAACCACAUGCACAAAGUUCUUGUGAUAUUCUCAGAUCGGUGACCACUUUAUGAAGAUGGAUUCAACGAAAUGUUCUCACGAUGACAAAGAUCAAGAAGAGCCAUUUCUAGUAGAAUGUCAAGAUCAAGAUCAAGAUCGAAAACUGUCUCGGCGAAGACGCGAGCACUUACGCUACACAUGGCAUGGCAUGCUUUUAGCCUCUGUCCUAGUACAUGUCGCACUUUUGGCAUUAUGGUUCACUCGAGGAGCAUUUUUCAGGUCCAUUCUAUACAGUAAGAACUCUUACGACACAAUGCGGAUAUUGUUGUUUUCAAAUUCACUGACUAUAUUUUUCUUCAAGGUCCAUUUGAGACUGUAUUUUUGACCAAUGUUGAAAACAUGCGGAGUGAUACAUGGGAUGAUAGUGAUUACGUCGGCUUACCAUCAAAACGAAUAGACGAUGCAUGGCGCCAACUACAACGAGGUGCGUGAUAACCUCGAGUCUGAAAGCGUUCAAAGACUUACAACCGGAUGGAAACAGUCAUCGGUAUAACUUUUAGUCCCGAAGAAGCAUCAAAGAUAAAUCUUACGAGCAGUAUCAUGACGAAAGAUGGAGAUCAUGUUGUCCAGCCAGCUUUUCUUCACAACCUACACUGUGUGGUAAGCUUUUCUUGCACCAAUUUUUGUUACGAUUGACCAUAAAGUUUUUUCUACACAGCGAUAUCUUUACCAGAUCCUUCAUCGCGAUACGUACGUGAAAGAGUUGAAAGCCAUCAAAGGCGAUCCAGAAGUCAUAGGACUCAAACAUGCAUGUGAGUGACCACAACUCUAUCAUAAUGUGCCAUCAAUCAGUUUUUAAUCAUUAAAGAUCACUGUAUCGAAGCCCUCCGCGAUUCAACUGUCUGCAGGCCUGACCUUAAUAUAUAUGGACUCCAGUGGAGUGAAGGAAAGACAAAUUUGGCUUUGCAAACCGAUGUUAAUCGAGAAUGUGUGGAUUUUGAUUCCAUAUACGACAUCGCAGUUUCUCGCAAAGUUACUCCUCGGAUGCUCGCGGAUGCACAGGACUCUUUUCUUGGGCCUGUCAUCAAAGCAGAUGGUGGUUAGAGAAGGAGUUUUCAAGUAUCAAUCAACGCUGCGAUCGAUUGCUGCUAGCAAAUUCCCUCUGCAGAUGACAAUUCCGUCCCAAGUAUUAACUCAGAGAGAGCUUAUGGUGUGUGCAUACCAAAUAAAACAGUAAUCUUAUGUAUUUCACAGCUUGUCUUUAAACAACUAAUUGCAGUUUUUUCAUUACUAAUUGAGAUUUCACAAGUGCAUUUAACUCUACCAACAGCUUGGGAAUGAUUG
Sclerotinia trifoliorum is the source of this 1493-nucleotide messenger RNA. Lineage: Eukaryota; Fungi; Ascomycota; Leotiomycetes; Helotiales; Sclerotiniaceae. The record is from the annotation of a GenBank genome assembly.